AUGCUGAGCUUCAAAAAUAAAAAAAAUAUAAAAAGUAUAUAUUGCUGUAGGUUCUGCAUAGUUCCAUAUAUAAGAUAUCGAAAUUCUUCAACAAGUAAUAAUACUGGAAGUGGUGAACAGACAGAUAUCACAUGUAUGUCUAUACUAAAUUUGCUGAAGACUAAAUACUCAAAUAAUACAGUCUAUUAUGAAGCAAAAUCUAGUAGUGAACAGUUAGAACUAAGAGAGUCUCUUAAAAAAACUGAUAGCUGUGAAACUCAAUUAGAAACAGGCAAGCAAAGUGAUACAAGUAUGCCAAUAAUAGAUUUUUCAAAGAAGAGUAUAUCUAAGAAAAGUGUGUCUAAGAAAAGUGUGCAGAGUAGCAAUAAAGCUAAUAUAAACCUUAUUGGGUGUUUUAAGCCACAAAGUUAUGAUGACAACAUGGACCUUUGGUUUCUUUCUAAACGUUUUGCUAAUAAAUCUAAUAUCAAUAAUUCCUUGAAGAAUAUAACAGAAAAUAGAGAGACAGAAAAUUCAGUUAAAGAUAUCAUUGCAAAAACAAUGGGGUGGUUUGAACAGACAUCUAAUAUCAAUUUAGAAACUUUAAAGAAGGAGUUAGAGUGCUUAACAGAUGCAACUAUUGAAAAUAGGACCAAUUUAGUUAAUUUUUUAUAA
Molecule: messenger RNA, 654 nt
Organism: Cryptosporidium muris RN66
Lineage: Eukaryota; Apicomplexa; Conoidasida; Eucoccidiorida; Cryptosporidiidae
Exons: 1
Coding region: 1-654 (217 amino acids)
Source: RefSeq, a predicted model, not a curated record